This is a messenger RNA of Durusdinium trenchii, 1506 nucleotides long. NCBI's taxonomy places the organism in Eukaryota, Dinophyceae, Suessiales, Symbiodiniaceae. The record is from the annotation of a GenBank genome assembly.
AUGAGUGCGGAACUGGACAAAGAGAAGGAGGAGGUGAUCGCCUUGCUGGGGCCACGAUGGCAGGCCAUGUGCCGAAGCAACGACAGCACCACCUUCCUAUGGUCCCACAAUGGAAAGACCAAGAGCGGAUGGAUUCAGCUUCUUCCGAACAAGAAGCUCUCCACCACUUGGUGCCUGGGGACCUGGGAGGUCUUGGCGAACAACCCCGAUGUCGUGGACAUGAACUUUGGCACCUCGAGGCACCUCUGCCACUACAAGGAAGGAGGCUUCGUGGUGGAACAAAAGUACAACGUGAGGACCGGCAAGGAGAGCUACAAGCCCGGCAAGCCCAAGUCGUGCGGCUUCGUGACGCGCAACGACCAACGCGGGCACCGUGGAGUGCCCGGCGAGAAGGGCUACAAGGCCCUGGGCGGCAAGAGGAAGGAGAUGAACGAGGAUGAAGAGGCGGAAGCACGCGCGUGUAGCUUUCUUCAGAAGGAUCUGACCUUCGAGUCCUUCUUCGGCGCUUGGUGUGACUGGCGGUCCAAGCGAGCUAGGUGCUUUGCUUCGGUGCCUUGGGCUCCCCCGGUGGAGCCCACCGACGUCCUCGCGGAGGCUGACCAGCUGGACGACGCGCCCAGCCGCGCGCCGCUCACCGACGCGCCCAGCCGCGCGGGGAGCGUGGACGAUGCACUGCCGCCCUUCGAGGAGCGAGAGAAGGCGAAUGACUUAGAGGAGCGGCCAACCUACGUCUUUGAGAAUGGCGCCGCCUACACGGGGCACUGGUCCGGGCAGCAGCGCGAAGGCUACGGCGUCCAGGUACUGGCGGGAAAAGAAGAGUUGGAGGUCUGGCCCGAUGGCGCCCGGUACGAGGGGAACUGGAAGGCGGACAAAGCGCAGGGCUGGGGCCGCUUCGCCCACGCCGAUGGCGAUGUCUACGAGGGCGAGUGGGUGGCGGACACGGCGCACGGCCAAGGGACGUAUCAUCACUCCGAUGGCUCUCAAUACGAAGGUCACUGGGAACACGACCGGCAACACGGCCACGGCAUCGAGCUUUGGGCAGAUGGUGCACGCUACGAGGGGAACUAUGCGUCCGGGAAGAAGCACGGCCCGGGCUAUUUCUCGUGGGCCGAUGGCUCCACGUACGACGGAGAGUUCUUGAAGAACAAUGACAUCCAUGGCCAAGGAACGUACACCUGGGGCGAUGGACGCUGCUACGAGGGCCAGUGGGAAGGGAACCGCAUGCACGGCGCGGGGAGGUUCCGCUGGCCGGAUGGGCGCGUCUAUGAGGGCUGCUACCUCCACGACAUCAAGCACGGCCAUGGCGUCUUCCGAUGGCCUGAUGGGCGGGAAUAUGAUGGUCAGUGGAGGAGGGAUGGGGAUUGGAUCGGUCUCGGUGGUUUCGCGUGGACAAGAAGUGGAGGCCAACAGCUAGCAUGGCUGCUUUCCUCUCUGCCUGGAACCGCAGUCCCUUCCAGAAAGAAGUCUGGUUGUUCCAAUAUGGCUUGCUUGAAAUCCUUUACAUAG